AUGCCCAGCUCGUGUCAAGAAUUGCGCGACGCGCUGGCCCAGUGCCUCCAGGAAUCCGACUGCGUCAUGGUGCAGCGCAACCGCGCGGCCGACUGCCUCCGCGAGCCGCUCUCGUCGACGCUCCCGACAAAGUGCCAGCAGCUGAAGAAAGGCUUUGGCGACUGCAAGCGCGGCAUGGUGGACAUGCGCAAGCGGUUCCGCGGCAACAUGCCCGUGGCGUACCAGAGCGAAUCGGCCAACGGCCCGCGGCCGGCCGCCGACGGGGACAAGGGCUACCAGCUGUACGCCGGCUCGUCGGCGUUUAGCGGCGCGGUCAAGGAGACGAGCGGCAACGAGCCGAUUGCGCCGGACUGGCGGGACAUCGAGAACGAGCGGUACAGGGCCGAGCAGGCGGCGAUUGCGGCGGCGAAUCAAAAGUAG
Molecule: messenger RNA, 420 nt
Organism: Akanthomyces muscarius
Lineage: Eukaryota; Fungi; Ascomycota; Sordariomycetes; Hypocreales; Cordycipitaceae
Exons: 2
Coding region: 1-420 (139 amino acids)
Biological process (GO): mitochondrial respiratory chain complex IV assembly
Cellular component (GO): mitochondrion
Source: RefSeq, a predicted model, not a curated record